Molecule: messenger RNA, 2416 nt
Organism: Artibeus jamaicensis (Jamaican fruit-eating bat)
Lineage: Eukaryota; Metazoa; Chordata; Mammalia; Chiroptera; Phyllostomidae
Gene: NPY5R
Product: neuropeptide Y receptor Y5
Exons: 3
Coding region: 313-2160 (615 amino acids)
Biological process (GO): G protein-coupled receptor signaling pathway
Cellular component (GO): plasma membrane; neuron projection
Molecular function (GO): neuropeptide binding; neuropeptide Y receptor activity
Source: RefSeq, a predicted model, not a curated record
UGCCACUUAGUGUCAGAAGCGCGGAUUCCACGUCAGCCUCCCUCCCCACGCCCGCCCCGCGGCCCCGCUCCUCCUCGGGAGGGACCCGGUGACUCCUCUUCGUCUUCUGCGCCGCGCGCCACCCCGACCCCUGCCGGGGCCCAGACGCUCAGGUCAACCUUCCUGCCUAGACUUCUCCCUUCCUCACUCCAAAACGGUGCAAGAGAGAGUCAUGGUCUGUUUUGGUCUUGUUUUCAUUUCAUUUUAUUUUAUUCAAACAAAGGGAAAACCUGGGCCUUGCGGCUUUUUCACGGGGACCCUAAGCCCUUCCAGAUGCCCCCGCGCUCCCACGCCAGCUCCAGACUCCUCCGAGCUCACUUCCCCCGGGCUGGGAUCACAAUGGGCGGAGAUGUUCCUGUUCAUCAAGUUAACUUGGCCCCGUGGCGAACCGGAGGCCAGGGCCACGGAGUGCCACCCGGGGGCCUGCAGCUUCUCCCCAGGGCCCCAGCUGGGAACGUAGGGGCUGGGCUGCCCCCGCCCGGGCUUCGGGAGAGGCGGGCUCGGAGCAGGCGCCCUGGAGCCGAGCCGGCGCCCUGGAGCAGGGUCUCGGGGGUCGCGGGAGCAGUCACGUGUUCCCGUGGCACCUCAAAACCCCCCUGCGGCUCCCUGCGCCCUCCUCCCACUGCCAUCUUCCAGGUCUCCUCCUCCUCCAGCCGCCGCCCGCGCGGAAGCGACAGCGCUCGCCAGGUCCCCGGGAGCCGAGACGCUGACAGCGGCGGGCUCACCCCGAGGUCUGCGUACUGUACUUUUCAGGAAAAAGAAAGUGAAGGGGACAAUAAUAUGGAUUUGGACUUUAAGAGUUAUUAUAACCUGACGUUUCCCACAGAGAACAAUACUGCUGCCCCUCGGAAUUCCAAUUUCCCAGUCUGGGAUGACUAUAAAAGCAGUGUAGAUGACUUGCAGUAUUUUCUGAUUGGACUCUAUACAUUGGUAAGUCUUCUUGGUUUCAUGGGGAAUCUCCUCAUUUUAAUGGCUCUCAUGAGAAAGCGUCAUCAGAAGACAACGGUGAACUUCCUCAUAGGAAAUUUGGCCUUCUCUGAUAUCUUGGUCGUGCUUUUCUGCUCACCUUUCACACUGACCUCCGUCCUGCUGGAUCAGUGGAUGUUUGGCAAAGUCAUGUGUCAUAUCAUGCCAUUCCUUCAGUGUGUGUCGGUUCUGGUUUCAACUUUAAUUCUAAUAUCGAUUGCCAUUGUCAGGUAUCAUAUGAUAAAGCACCCCAUAUCUAAUAAUCUAACAGCAAACCAUGGCUACUUCCUGAUAGCCACUGUCUGGACACUAGGUUUCGCGAUUUGUUCUCCCCUUCCCGUGUUUCACAGUCUUGUGGAACUUCGGGAAACAUUUGGCUCAGCAUUGCUGAGCAGCAGGUAUUUAUGUGUUGAAUCAUGGCCAUCUGACUCAUACAGAAUUGCUUUUACAAUCUCUUUAUUGCUAGUGCAGUAUAUUCUGCCCUUAGUUUGUCUCACGAUAAGUCAUACCAGUGUCUGCAGGAGUAUAAGCUGUGGAUUACCGGACAAAGAAAACAAACUAGAAGAAAAUGAGAUGAUCAACUUAACUCUUCAUCCAUCCAAAAAGAGUGGGCCUCAGGUGAAACUCUCCAACAGCCAUAAGUGGAGCUAUUCAUUCAUCAGAAAACACAGAAGAAGAUACAGCAGGAAGAAGGCAUGCGUGUUACCUGUUCCAGCAAGACCUCCUCAAGACCAUCAUUCAAGCGCGCUCCCAGAAAACUUCGGCUGUGUGAAGAGUCAGCUCUUCUCCUCCAGUAAGUCCAUACCAGGGGUCCGCACCUGCUUUGAGAUGAAACCUGAAGAAAACUCUGAUGCUCAUGAAAUGAGAGUAAACCGCUCUAUCAUGAGGCUCAAAAAGAGAUCUCGAGGUGUUUUCUACAGACUGACCAUACUGAUACUCGUGUUUGCCAUCAGUUGGAUGCCACUACACCUUUUCCAUGUCGUAACCGAUUUUAAUGAUAACCUUAUUUCAAAUAGGCACUUCAAGUUGGUGUACUGCAUCUGUCAUUUGCUGGGCAUGAUGUCUUGUUGUCUUAACCCAAUUCUGUAUGGGUUCCUUAAUAACGGAAUCAAAGCCGACUUACUGUCUCUUAUACGCUGUCUUCAUAUGUCAUGAUUCUCACAGUUUACCAAGGAAAGAACGAAUGUUGGAAUCAUUCCAAUGUAUAUCCACGAUAACUAUGUGUACCCGAUGAACAGGUUUUGUUAACUAAUUAAUUUAAUUUAUGUGUCAAUUUUCUGAAUUUGAAUGUCAGUUCAUAGUGUGUGGAAGAUAGUUUUGUUCGUUACAGUGCAGUGAAUUUGGUUGUAUAAAGUCAGUGUCAGUCCAAUCUGAUUUCACAUUAAAAAGUAGCUACAUUACCUUUUGUUUU